Messenger RNA from Harpegnathos saltator (Jerdon's jumping ant), 1647 nucleotides. Its product is annotated as methyl farnesoate epoxidase. Gene Ontology annotation, cellular component: cytoplasm; intracellular membrane-bounded organelle. Gene Ontology annotation, molecular function: iron ion binding; steroid hydroxylase activity; oxidoreductase activity, acting on paired donors, with incorporation or reduction of molecular oxygen, reduced flavin or flavoprotein as one donor, and incorporation of one atom of oxygen. Gene Ontology annotation, biological process: xenobiotic metabolic process. The coding region runs from base 37 to 1527 and encodes 496 amino acids. Lineage: Eukaryota; Metazoa; Arthropoda; Insecta; Hymenoptera; Formicidae. The record is from RefSeq and is a predicted model, not a curated record. The transcript is spliced from 8 exons.
CCAGUCGUGGCCGAAACGUGUCGCGAGUAUCCAGAAAUGAUAUAUCUGACAAUUUGUCUGUUUUUUAUCAUCGUUAUCUUCUGUUGCAUCUACGAUUGUCUCAAGCCGAGGAAUUAUCCACCCGGUCCGAUAUGGAUGCCGUUGCUGGGAUGUUUACCGAUGUAUUGGUGGUUAUAUUCCAAAUAUCAAUAUAAUUAUCGAGUUUUCCAAGCAUUGUCCCGUCGAUAUGGGCCGAUAUUGGGACUGAAGUUUGGAAAGCAGAAGAUAGUGGUAAUUUCAACACACGAUCUGGUGAAGCAGCUUCUACUUCGAGAUGAAUUUAAUGGCCGGCCGGACGGUUUUUUGUUCAGAAUGCGAGCUUUCGGCAAAAGGAAGGGCGUCGUGUUCACCGACGGGGAAACGUGGUCGCAAAGUCGCAGAUUUACGAUGCGACAUCUUCGAGCGUUUGGUAUGGGUCAGUCAAUUAUGAAGCAGCAAUUAACCGUUGAGGCGGAGAAUCUAGUGAAUUACUUACAAGAAAUGAGCCAACGCGGCGCAGUGAAAAUGGAUCGAGUUUUCGAUCUCGCGGUGCUAAACUCCUUGUGGUCCAUUUUUGCCGGGCAUAGAUUCGAGUACAGCGAUGAGAAAUUACGAAAGGUCUUCACAUCUGUUCACGAAGCUUUCAGAUUGUUCAAUAUCACGGGUGGACUGAUCUCUCAAAUGCCUUUUCUGCGUUUCGUGAUGCCGGAAUUAUCAGGAUACAAUGAUCUGAUGAGAAUUAUUCGGGAAUUAUGGAGCUUUCUCGAUGAGGAAAUCGAAGUACACAAGAGAGAGUUAUCCGAUAGUCAGCCUGGCAAUCUGAUCGAUGCGUUCCUUUUAGAGGUUGACAAGAAUAAAGAUCCGAAUUUCGAUCGUGAGAGUUUACUCAUGUUGUGUCUUGAUCUUUUCCUGGCUGGAUUGAAAACAACCAGCGAUACUCUAGCGACUACGUUUCUUUAUUUGUCGCUGUACCCAACGUGGUUGAAGUUACUUCAGACAGAAUUGGACAGGGUCGUUGGUAGAUCGAGAGCUCCUACUGAACAAGAUUUGCCGUUUUUACCGAUGACGGAAGCCUUUUUAGCCGAAAUACUCAGAUACUUCAUCAUGGCACCACUCGGUAUACCUCACAGAGUCAUGAAAGAUGUUGCUCUAAACGGAUACAAUAUACCAAAGGACACGAUUGUCCUGUUUGACUCUCAUAGCGUUCACUUUGACGAGGAGUAUUGGGACGAACCGAGCAAAUUCUUGCCGCAGCGAUUUCUAGACGAAGAGGGCAAAUUUCGUCAGAAUAACGCCAGCAUACCUUUCGGCUUAGGUAAAAGACGUUGCCUGGGUGAGGGAUUAGCGCGUUCCUCGAUGUUUUUAUUUUUUACAUAUGUUAUACACUACUUUGACCUGGAAGUCUCGCAUAAACACGAAAGACCAGAACUACAGGCCUACGACGGCUUCACCAUGUCGCCGAAACCGUAUUACGUCAAACUCUCGAUGAGAUCUGAUUUGAAAGAUUGAAUUACAUAGUUGUUGGAACGGCAUGCCAGCGCUCAAUAAUACAUUUAACGUUCCACGAAAAGGGUCGAACAUACAUUGAUUUCGUCGUGAAAGCGUAAAGCGUAAAUCGGCUUUUUGAAG